Messenger RNA from Cottoperca gobio, 1187 nucleotides. RefSeq names its product Fanconi anemia core complex-associated protein 24-like. The record is from RefSeq and is a predicted model, not a curated record. Gene Ontology annotation, molecular function: chromatin binding. The transcript is spliced from 4 exons. NCBI's taxonomy places the organism in Eukaryota, Metazoa, Chordata, Actinopteri, Perciformes, Bovichtidae. The coding region runs from base 188 to 841 and encodes 217 amino acids. Gene Ontology annotation, biological process: interstrand cross-link repair. Gene Ontology annotation, cellular component: Fanconi anaemia nuclear complex.
ACACACAGACACCUGCUCCUCACCGACACCAACGAGCUGCAGACGAAGAAGAGAUUUGGAGGUUUUGGAGGCAACAAAACAAACCGCUGCAUGGACACAGUUAUCUCCCUGUAUAUACUAUCCCGAGAGAGUUUAAUAAGUGUGUAUGUAACCACAUUAAGACGGUGAAACAGUUCUGUGUGUCUACAUGGACACCAAAGCGCCUUCUCUGCUGAAUGCGGUUCCUCCUUACGGACAUGUUAUAGCCAGCGAGAAAUGGAGGAAUUCGUCCCUCAUUCAAAGUUUAAAGGGUGGAGGAGUGAAAACCCUCUUUGAGAAUGAGCUUGGCGUGGCAGAUUUCCACCUGCCCAACAAAAGCUGCAUCCUGUACGUGUCUGAGUGCGACAUCAUAGCAGGAAACGGCUACAAGAGGAAACUGGUUCGCUACAGAAACAGCAGCAGCAGUUUCCAGGAGCUGGUGUUGGUGGAGAACACCAGACUCAGUGAGCAGUACUUCUCUGCGGUGCAGAAGUUUGUGGUGUUGGACCUCGGAUUGACUCUGCUGCCGGUCAGCGGGCAGACUGAGGCCUCGCAGCUCAUCAGUCAGAUGGUUGACGGGGAGGGCAGAGAGAACCCCUUCAGGAGCAGGAGUUCCUCUCUGCUGUUGGACCCACUGGUCCUGGCUCUGGUGCAGCAUGUCCCUGGGGUCGGCAGGGUCAAAGCUCUGGCCCUGCUGCAGCACUUCUCCAGCAUCCACCAGCUCUGCAACGCCGCCCCCGACCAGCUGGAGCACAUUGUGGGUCAGGCUGCGGCUCAGCAAAUCCACAGCUUCUUCCACAAACCCACUGCUGCUGGAAGCUGAAGGCUCCAGUCUUUAUUGAAGCAGGAAGGUUUGGAUUUAAUGCUCAUACAGAAACACUUUGGCUCACAUGGACACCAACUCUUUAUUUGAUUUCUAAAAGGAAUGUAACAUUGCAGCGUUUCUGCAAGUGUCCAAACUUUAAGAAGCGUUGUCUACUGUUGACCAACCGCCCGACAUCGCUGUCAGACAGCUGACAUGGCUUCAGAUGGAGAGCUUGGACAUUGACAGGUGUUGUCAUUUGGACGCUGACUUUGCUGUCCUGUUUAUCAACUUCUGUUUGUCUCUGUUUGUUUUUUGCACUCUGCACUUUUGCAUCCACACAAUAAAUAAAUAUCCGUCACUUGUA